Messenger RNA from Xenopus tropicalis (tropical clawed frog), 3389 nucleotides. RefSeq names its product Myb like, SWIRM and MPN domains 1 (gene mysm1). Gene Ontology annotation, cellular component: nucleus. Lineage: Eukaryota; Metazoa; Chordata; Amphibia; Anura; Pipidae. The transcript has 20 exons. The record is from RefSeq and is a predicted model, not a curated record. Gene Ontology annotation, biological process: DNA-templated transcription; regulation of DNA-templated transcription. Gene Ontology annotation, molecular function: DNA binding; peptidase activity. Bases 335 to 2908 code for a protein of 857 amino acids.
GUGACACACAGUACAGUGCCCGAGCGCACUCAACGUGAACGCGCAAACGCGCGCCUGCCUUCUACACCAGAGACUAUGACGUAGCGUUGGGCGGGGACUACGCGUCCUGUCCUGGAGCGGACUUUUCCAAAUGUCUAAUAACUAUGGCAGGGAAACGACGAAGAAGCGCGAUAUAUGUGCAAAACGUAUAUAAAUUAACCUAUUGUAUGCUCUUCUAUAGGCAGCUCAAGUGAAAGGUUUACCAUUUUAAAGGUUUACUUCCCCUUCACAGGCCUGGAAAACGAGGAGGGAACGUAGCUCCUAAGGGUCGUCCCUUAACUCCGCCCCUCCAAUCAUGGCCGAGGAAGCAGCGGAUGUUGAUAUUGACAUAGAGGGAGAUAUAAAUGAAUCCGGCAAAAGUAUUUAUGACAGCCUCAGUACUGGAUUUGCUCCUGAGCACUACAUUGAAUCAGAGUGGAAAAAUGAAGGCCUUAAUCCAUGGACAUUGGACAGUUCAAUCAGUGAAGAAAACAGAGAAGCAAUUAAGAAAAUGCUGCUUGAGGAACAAUAUUAUCUAUCUAACAAGCCACUAGCAGGGAAGUUUUGGUCAGAUUCUAAAGAAGGAGAAAAAUGCUGCAUCAAAAGUAGUCCCCAGAAGAAAAUACCUAGAGUAAUGGUACGAACCCCUGCUAAAACCAGCUGUAGCCCAGUGAAAUGGACUACAGAAGAAAAAAAACUCUUUGAGCAGGGGCUGGCUACUUUUGGCAGAAGAUGGACAAGUAUUGCAAAGCUGAUUGGGAGUCGAACUGUAUUACAAGUAAAAAGCUAUGCAAGGCACUACUUUAAAAAUAAGUGUAAGCUGGAGGGUUUUGUCAAAGAGGAGGCAAAGAUUGGCACUGAAAGUCUUCAGAUACUUGAUUUUCAGGACCAUGAAAAUGAACCUGAAAUAACAGAUGAAAAGCCAACCUUACGUGGACGAGCCGACCCAAACCUAAAUGCUAUCAAGAUUGAAAAGCUGUCUGAUGAUGAAGAGAUAGACAUAACGGAUGAGUUGGAUGAACCACUUCGUAAUAAUCCAGAUCUUGUUAAAGUCAUAACUGAUACAACAGAUGCAAAUAAAGAGAACAAGCUAGAGACAGACAUUGUACAACAAAAAAGUAAUAUCACAAUAGAAAUUUUGCAGACUGAUAUUCCCAAACAUGUGCUGCAACAAAGCGACAUUGAAUGCUUGGAUUCUGUACAUUCAUUAACUUGUAUACCCUCCCCAAAAUGGAUGUUGUAUCCACAGCAAUGCGAAGAUGAUGAUUAUGAUCAUUCAGAUGAACAGCAUUGUUUCCAAGAGAAAUGCCUCUCUCCUCAUGCAGAACAUCUAACUGAUCAUCCAGAUGAACAGCAUUGUUUCCAAGAGAAAUGCCUCUCUUCUCAUGCAGAACAUCUAACUGUAUUAUGCGAGAAUGAAAAUGAUUCUCAAGACGAAGAUGAUGAGAUAAAGCCACCAGACCAAGAUAUAGAAAUUGACAGAAAUUUAAUUUUAGAUGAAGAAAAACAAGCAAUCCCAGAGUUUUUUGAAGGUAGACAAGCAAAAACUCCAGAUCGUUACCUGAGGAUCCGUAAUUAUAUUUUGGAUCAAUGGGAAAAUUGUAAACCCAAAUAUUUGAAUAAGACCUCCGUUCGUCCUGGUUUAAAAAACUGUGGUGAUGUGAACUGUAUUGGACGCAUACACACUUACUUGGAAUUAAUUGGUGCAAUUAACUUUGGCUGUGAGCAAGCUAUCUACAACAGACCUCGCCCAGUAGAUAAAACAAAGGGCAAAGAAGGAAAAGACACUUUGGAGGCAUACAAAUUAGCACACCGACUGCAAUCUAUGCGCACUAGAAAGAGGCGUGUCAGAGACCCCUGGGGAAACUGGUGUGAUGCAAAAGAUCUUGAGGGACAGACAUAUGAGCAUCUCUCAGCCGAAGAAUUAGCUAGGAGACAUGAGGAGAAAAUCAAAUCUUAUAAAUAUUCCAAAGGAACAAGACAAGUCAAGAGCUCAUUUGAUCCUUUCCAGUUGAUCCCCUGCUCUACAUUCAGUGAAGAGAAAAAGGCGCCAUUUCAAGUGAAAGUAACAUGUGAAGCUAUGCUAAUAUUAGACCUGCAUGCACAUGUCUCCAUGGCUGAGGUGAUUGGCUUAUUAGGUGGAAGGUAUACAGAAUCUGAAAGUGUUGUAGAAAUCUGUGCAGCAGAGCCAUGCAAUAGUCUCAGCACCGGACUGCAGUGUGAGAUGGACCCUGUCUCACAGACACAAGCAUCAGAGGCACUGGCGUCCAGAGGAUACAGUGUAAUCGGAUGGUACCAUUCACAUCCUGCUUUCGAUCCAAAUCCCUCUAUUCGAGAUAUUGACACACAGGCAAAAUACCAGAAUUAUUUUUCUCGUGGUGGAGCAAAAUUCUUGGGAAUGAUAAUAAGUCCUUACAAUCAAAGAAAUCCUCAUCCCCAGUCCCAGGUGUCUUGCCUGAUUAUAAGUGAUGAGCUGAGCAAAGAUGGGUCUUACAGAAUACCUUACAAGUUUGAUGUUGAAUACAUGCAAGGAGAACUACAGUGGGAGCUGGUUUUUGAAAAGACAAGAUGGAUAAUAGAGAAGUACAAAUCAUCUCACAGUAGUGUUUCAAUGAAUAAAAGAUUCCGUCAUGACAGUGAGCUGACAUGUUUACAGAAGCUUUUGAUAUGUAUGAAGAAAACUUUAGGGAAUACAACCUGUCCUCUUUUAACAGAAGAAUUACUACUACAUCGUAUAGAGGAAUUCUUUCUAACCAGUUACAACACCAGCAGAAAAAGCAAUUAUGAGACUGAAGAACAUGAUCCGUAUAAACAAAAUGUUGAUACCAUAGUAGCAAGGGACAGUUUCCAAGACUAUUCAAAGGAACCAAAUGGACACCAAUCUCUUUAGAGUCUCUUCCAAUUCAAGAUUGCUAAUGUAUUGGUAAACACAGUACUUUGGAUUUACACACACACAAAAAUUGCUGAAUAAUAGAAAAAAAGGUCCAAGAUGUUCUUCUAGGGAUGCUGUCAUGUUUAUUUCUACUUUAUCCUUGAAUAUACAAAUUUGUUUAACAAAUGUGGAAAUAGUAGCAAAAGCUAUUUCCCAGAGUUUCCCUAAUUUUGACUUAUAGGGGUUUCAGCCACUCAGUAUCAAUAGUAAAUCAGCCCCACUUCUGUGAUUCCACGGCCAGUCUGACAGACUUUGCACUUCAUUUUAAAUUUGUGCUAUUAAAAGGUUUUAGCAUGUUCUUUUUUGUCAAGGCAUUGUGUUACGUGGCAGUGUUUGGGGUUUUUAUAGUGUAAUGAGUAAGUUUUUGCUAUAUGGAUGACAAGUAGGCCUGGAUAAGCUGUGGGAGAUGUUUGUGUUUAAUUAAAUUAGCAUUUAUACA